Telopea speciosissima is the source of this 1359-nucleotide messenger RNA. RefSeq names its product mitochondrial substrate carrier family protein E. The transcript has 9 exons. The record is from RefSeq and is a predicted model, not a curated record. Gene Ontology annotation, biological process: transmembrane transport. Bases 94 to 1119 code for a protein of 341 amino acids. NCBI's taxonomy places the organism in Eukaryota, Viridiplantae, Streptophyta, Magnoliopsida, Proteales, Proteaceae.
GGUCUGUAAGGUCAAAACCCCGAAGAAAUAAUCAAGAAUUCAAAACCCUACGAUCGCCAGGGAGCAAACGAGCAAAACUCUCUGCUUAAAGCCAUGGCGGUUUCCACCACAUCUUCUUCUUCAGACGACACACAGGCAUUAACUUCUCCUCUCACCAGCAGGACUCACAGUAACUUCUUCGUUUGGAGAGAAUUCUUGUGGGGAGCAUUUGCUGGAGCUUUUGGGGAGGGUAUGGUGCACCCAAUUGACACCAUAAAGACACGGAUUCAAAGUCAAGCUGUGUUUAGUGGAGGCCAGCGCCAAAAGGGCAUAUCGCAGAUGGUCCGGAGUGUCUGUGUUGCUGACGGAAUGUCAGGAUUUUAUAGAGGAAUUACUCCUGGGAUAAUUGGAUCUUUUGCUACUGGAGCAACAUACUUCGGUUUCAUUGAAUCGACUAAGAAGUGGAUUGAGGACGUGCAUCCUAACCUUAGGGGUUACUGGGCACAUUUUAUUGCUGGAGGAGUUGGAGAUACACUUGGAUCAUUCAUAUAUGUACCUUGUGAAGUAGUGAAGCUACGUAUGCAGGUCCAAGGCACCAAAAACUCUUGGAGUUCUGCUAUCAUGAGAGACAACGCCUGCAAGAAACCUGGAGUCCAAAUGUAUGGUUACUAUAAUGGGAUGUUUCAAGCUGGCUAUUCAAUUUGGAAGGAACAGGGUUUGAAGGGACUGUAUGCAGGAUACUGGUCUACACUUGCAAGAGAUGUGCCUUUUGCUGGUCUAAUGGUUACCUUUUAUGAAGCCCUCAAAGAUUUUACAGACUAUGGGAAGGAGAGGUGGCUGUCAAAUCGUGACAUUAAUAGUUCUCUGGAGGGACUUAUCUUAGGGGGAUUAGCCGGGGGUUUUAGUGCGUUCCUCACCACUCCUUUGGAUGUCAUCAAGACAAGACUGCAAGUGCAAGGAUCAACUUUAAGGUACAAUGGCUGGUUGGAUGCAAUUCAGAAGAUUUGGAUGGUGGAAGGCACAAAGGGAAUGUUCAGAGGUAGUGUCCCUAGGGUCAUGUGGUAUGUUCCAGCUUCUUCUCUCACAUUCAUGGCCGUGGAAUUUCUCAGAGAGCGAUUCAACAAUGAUUUAGAUAAAUAAAGAUGUGUGUGAAGGUACAAGCUUACCAAUGGACAAAAAGGGGUUUUCCCCUACAAAAGGAGGUAUAGGUUUUUGCUGAAGGUUCUGUAUUUUUUGGUCUUAUUCAAUUCCAUCCAUUUUAUUAGAGAUGGGCAUUGUAUCAUUUUAGAAACUUGCAGCCUUAUGGCCAUUUCUACUUGUAUUCUUUCUGUUGUACUUCUCCAACAUAUAGUGAAUAUAUACACAUUCAAGUUUAGAGAA